This is a messenger RNA of Gadus macrocephalus (Pacific cod), 8644 nucleotides long. RefSeq names its product cilia- and flagella-associated protein 47-like. The record is from RefSeq and is a predicted model, not a curated record. The transcript has 62 exons. Lineage: Eukaryota; Metazoa; Chordata; Actinopteri; Gadiformes; Gadidae. Gene Ontology annotation, molecular function: protein binding. Bases 158 to 8644 code for a protein of 2828 amino acids.
GUCUAGUGACUCGUCGCCCAGCAACCGUCCGGCAACGAAUUGAGCAGACCGUCGGAAUGUGGGGUCGCCGAUAGUUAGAAAUACAAUUCACGCAUGUAAAACAAUUAAUAAGUUCCACUCGUGAUCUUCUCCACCCGUUCUUGAUUCACCCGUCAGCAUGUCUUCUCCGUCUGUCCGGGUGGUGCCGCCCCGGGUGGAGUUCAGAGAGGUGCGGGUCGGGGAGGUGUACCGGACCACCGUCACGGUCACCAAUGUCGGCGGAGCCUCGAGAGACAUCGUGCUCCAGAAGCCUCCGUCCAAGCCGUUCAAGUUCACGUUCAACGCUCCGCCGUCCUCCGCCGUGGCCCCGGGCCUCUCUGUGGGCGGGUCGCUGACCUUCUCCCCGGAGCAGGCGGUGGAGGUUGCGGACAGCCUUGAGUUUCUCAUCGACCAUCUGACCACGGUGGAGGUCCAGCUGCGGGCGUACCCACCAGCCUGCAAACUGUUGGUGGAUUCCCUGGUGGAUUUUGGCUCGGUUACAGCAACCAGUCAGGUGAUCGUUAAACAGCUGCCUUUGACCAAUCAGGGAUCAGCACCAGGGCAGUACCAAGUGAAGUUCAACGGAGAUCCGUCAGUCAAACUGUCGCCCAGCCGCGGUACUGUAAUGCCAGGCGCCACCCAGUGGUUAACGGUGGAACUGAGCACGCACAUGCCGGGGCUUAGAGAGGAAAUGGCUCUAGUGAAGCUCCAGAGCAGCCCAGACCGGAGUCUGAGGAUCAGGGCUGAGGUGGUGGACCAAGCCCUCCAGAUAUACGACCUCCAGGGGUCUCCUCUGUCUUGCCUGUCGUUUGGACCGGUCUACAAUGGGACAUCCCGCGUGGAGAGAGUGGUUUUGAAGAACAACGGGCCGGCCACGUGCCACUGGCUGGGCUUCAUUCAGGACACCACGGAGGGAACCGAGCUGGCUACAGAGCUCUGGAAAAGCACGGAUGCAGCGCUGCUAGGGAGAAGGAGAGAGACCCUUAACAGCAAGACCCCCCACGUACCAGACCCGUCCCAGGUCGUCUGCUGCGUCCCCAAGCAGGGUCGAAUAGGACCCUACGAACACAUCACAGUGUCCGUACGCUUCAGUCCGUUGUGCAAGAGGCCUGUUGAAGACAGAAAGCGUUCCAGUUCUGCCGGUCCACAAGAAUACGCUGUCUUUCUGCUGUUUCAGCUGGUGGACACCAUGCACGGCUUCAUCCCCCUCAACGCGCCCACUGCUGGCCAGGGUGUGGAGCUGGCGGUGACGGGCUUGGGCCUUCCCGUGCGCCUGCUGCCCAAGCCGGGCGUAGACUUCCGUUUCCUGGGCUGCGCGAGGUGCCAGCGCUCGGACCUGCUGUGCCUGCUGCGCAACCUCUGCCCCCAGCUGCCCGUUCAUUUCCGCUUCCGCAAGGUGGCGCAGUUCAGGGCGGAGCCGGCCUCGGGGGUGGUGGCGCCGGGCCAGUGUCAGGAUGUGGUGCUUUCGUUCGCCCCCAGCCAACUUGGUAGUUUCCGUGUGCGCCAGAAGGUGGACGUGUUGGGUCAUGUGAUCGACCCACGGGCCGACGAUGCCGCGGAGCUCCGCCUCCGCCCGUUUCACACCCUAGUGCUGGACCUGUCCGGCAUUUGCCACGCCCAGACGACCUACCAAGAACCAAUGCUAAACCCUGGCAUUACUCCACAAGUGACCAACCCUAGUGGUCGACACCCCCACGUCCUCUCCACUGAGCUGGCACGCUGUGCUGGCAGGGUGUACACCGCGGUGCUCGGGGCGGCUACAACCCAUCUCCAUGCCCACCGCAAGGGGAGGAGCAAAAGCCUGGGGAAGGAGGAGUUUGUGGCGUUCCCUAACGAUCGUGCUGCCAGUAUCAGGCCUUCAUCUCCACACCGAGAGUACAGGACCAUCUUCACCGGCGUGAGGCGAUACCGGUACGUGGACCAAGACUAUACCUUCACAGUGGAAGAGGAGGAAGACAGGAAGAGACACCAGCAGGCCUACCUGGACUUCAUUGGCCAGCUCAGACAGAACCGCCUGCUGAAGGUCCAGGAGAGGCAGAGGAGAGAGGCAGUGGAAGAGGUGGACAUCGGGCUUGUACCGGCUCAGGGGCUGGUGCCACCCAGACUGCUCCUUACAGACCUUGAUUCCAACCAGAGCACAGUCGUCAAGCCACGCCCCCCUCGUAACCCUGGCGCCCUGCUGUCUGUCACCGGGCAGAGUGGCAGUUGCCAGGUGGCGGAGCGGACAAAUGCAGUUCCUUCAACCAGCCAGGAGGUGGCAGACUGUGGCAGGACUCUGUCUGCUGAGGAGCUCUAUCAAGUGGUCAUCAGCCCCCUGACGGUGGACUUCGGUGAGGUCUGCGUGCGCUCGGCCUGCCUGCACACCCUGACCAUGACCAACCGGCUGCCCGCCCACGUCUGGCUGCGGCUACGCGUGGACCCCCCCGAGCUCCAGGGCACCUCCCCGCUCUCCCACGUCCUGCCCCCCUGCUCGCACGCCACGCUGGCCCUGGUGUUCCAGAGCGCCACGCCCGGACCCUUCCACAGGUCGGUGUCCUACACGGUGAACAAGCACCACCUGGGCCAGGUGCAGGUCCAGGCCCGGGUGGUGGCCCCGGCGCUGGAGCUCUCCUCCACCCACCUGGUGCUGGGCUUCGCCCCCAACCCCGGGAACCAAUCGGGGUACAGGGGCGCCGUGACGCUCCGCAACCGUGGCAACCGCGCGGCCGACUUCACCUGGCUGCCGGUGGUCACGGAGAGAGGGCUGCUGUUCUCGGUGCGGCCGGCCACAGGCACGGUGGAGGCUGAGCGGGAGCUGGACUGCGAGGUGACCUGGGUCCCGUCCUUCUCCUCCCCCGCCGCGGGGGACUUUGACCUGCGUGUGCACGAGGGCGACACACAGCGCCUGCACUGCAUGGCCAAGGUGGGCUCCCCAAGGGUCCAGCUCUCAGAGAGCCUGGUGAAGCUAGGGUCCAUCCCCCUCAACAUGCACACUGUCAAGACCGUCUUCCUGCAUAACACCGGACACCACCCCGCCUACUUCCAGUUGCUAGACCCGUGUCCUCUCCCAGGUAUGGUGCUGAGCCCAUACGAGGGGGAGGUGCCGGUGGGGGGGCGGACCCCCCUGGAGGUCCACUUCCACCCAGAGGCUGUGUUGAGGUUCGACACCCGCAUCAAGAUCGCCCUGAGGAACAGGAAGUCCAUUGAGCUCAGGGUUGGGGGGUCGGUCGAGCCCCCGAAUAUUGACAUUAGCGUGGCUGAGUUCCAGUUUGGCGGCGUCCAUGUUGGCUCUGAGCACAAGGUUCCCUUCAGGCUAACAAACGGCUCCCCCGCCGCCGCCUCGGUCAAGUUCCACCUAUCAGAGUACUCCGACUUCACCCUGCGAGCUCCCUCCACAGGGUCCAGUCUGGGGCCAGGGGCCGAUACGGUGCACCUGGAGGGCCUUCAGGCGGUGGAGUGUGGCCUGGUGUUCUCCCCCACUCAGGUCGCCGGCUACGACUUCCUACUGCCGCUCACGGUCAACGGCGUGCGCUGGGUCUCCUGUCCCUCCGCUCCUGCCUCUCCUCCAAGGGUCUUCCACCUCCCCACGCCCCCCACCACCUCCUCCCACACCUCCCGCUCCCUGUCCGCCGGCCCCGGGGUCCUCACCUCCCGGCCCACGCCCGUCGUCAUGGAGACGGGGCCGCGGCGUGUGCGCGCCACAGCCCUGUGCGCCCCUUUGGAGGUGUCCCCCUCUAGCCUUGAGUUCCACCUGGAACCUUUGGCCUUGCAGUCUGUUGUGUACACACAGAGUGUGGAGCUGAGGGCCUGGCGUGGUCUGAGCUCCCUGGCUGUUGGCUGGGCGUUGGACUGCAGCGCUGUACCGCUGGGGCCCGACGGAGGCCCCCCUCUGCUUGAGGUCUGGCCCCGGGGGGGCAGCCUGGGGCCAGACCAGAGCGUCAGCCUGGCGGUUUCCGUGAGCGACCGGGCGGUCCGCGCAGUGGGCGGGCGAGUCACCCGGCUGUCCCUCCCUCUCUUCCUGGUGGGGGAGGGGGAGGAAGAGGGGGCUCACCCGUACAGAGAGCUCGUCGUCACGGUAACCACCCCCCGCCCCACCCUCACCUUCCUCCCCGCUCGUCUCCUCCUCGCCCCCGUGCCGCUGGACACCGUCGCCACGGCGACACUCACGAUCUGGGCCACAGGGUACCCCAGUGGGUGCAGUGUGACUGCUGAAGUGUGUGAGGUGGAUGGGAAGGAGGGCUCCAGAUCCUGUCUGUCUGUGGUCUUCCCCCAAGGGAGCACCUUCCCUGGGCCCGCACAAGACCAGCGCUCCACCCCUCUGACGUGCUGCGUCUCCUUCCGCUCCUCCGGGGCCCUGUCGGUGCGCUCCACGCUGGUCUUCUCCGACCACCUCGGCCACCGGUUCGAGGUGGAUGUGUGUGCUGCUGCUGACGGCUGCCUGCUGACCGUCUGGCCCUACGUGGCUCUUCACCGCUCCGACCAGCACAUAGUGCUCAGGGCCGGUGACCCGUCUGAUGCACGCUCAGGGGACGACAGCCAGGGGCCCGUGGAGGCGGUCCUUCAGCGCUUUCAAUCACAGAGUCCCACCUGCUGCCUCACUUCUGCCUCUUCCUCCUCCUUCGCUCCAUAUGGCACCCCCAACAGAACCUCCGUCUCAGACUCCCGCCCAGAGAGCCAGGCUGAGGGGGGAAGCAGCGACAGCAGGGUGCAGGAGGAAGGGUCUUCGGGUCGAGACCCCCCGAUCACAGGCGUGCUCCCUGAAUACCCGGGGCCCGGCUCUGAGGAGGGGCUCUGCUCCCCGGGGGUCCUGCUGGCCGCCCAGCGGUGGUUCACUCUGUUCGGCUGGCCCGAUGGGCCGCACCCCGUCACCAUACCGCACACACUGAGGAGGCUGUCGGCCAUGAUGGAGGCGGGAGGUUCCCGUGGACGGGGUUACCCUGUCAUCCAGAGUAAAGACUCCAGGUCUGUUGUGGACAUGCUCCGCCAUCUAAGCUCCACCCAGCCCCCCGGCAUACCCCUUGACCAAUCGCUGUCCAGGGACGUGGGCUCACGCACCAAUCAGCUGCUGGAACAGCACAGGGCCAUGCUGGCCUUCCUCCGGGAGAGAGGGGCGCUGUUGGCUCACAUCCGACCCGAGUACCUGUUGGACACACACGAGUUUAACCACUGGUGCUCUCUGCAGGUUGAAGAGAGUGAAAUAGACUACAGCAGGGUUGACUAUGAGUCCUUGAGCAAGCGUUCCUGGUUGGAUGUCCUGCUGCAGAUAUACAAGGUGCUGGUGCUGUGUCGUGUGUCGGGCGAUACCGAUGCGUUCCAGGCCCAGGAGGUCAUGGGUCAACGAGAGGUCAAGGGUCAUCGGGAGGUCAUAGGUCACCAGGCUCUGGGCAGCAACGUCUACUCCUCCUGGGAGCUCCACCUUCUGGCCUGGCUCAACACACACUACCAGGCCAUGAGGAGCAGCGUGUGGAGCACAGGUGAGCUCCCAGCAGCCCGCUGGAUCGUGAACUUUGACCUCAACUUGGCCGAUGGGCUGGUGCUGGCAGCACUGCUGGCCGCCUACUGUCCCCACAUGGUCAGCAGCCACUUCCACAGGAUGUACACACGGAGCAGCAGUCUGGAGCAGAUCCUCCACAACAACAUCAUCCUGGUGCAGGCCCUGUGCACGCUCUCGCUCAACAUAGACAUACAGCCUACGGACCUGUCGGACCCAAACCCCGUCCAGAUGUUGAUGCUGUGUGUCCACCUGUACGAACAUCUGCCUCGGCUCCGCCCUCUCCGAACCAUCACAUUCUCAGGAGAACUCCACAGCACUGUUACCAAGCAGGUGCGUCUCAAGAGCCCGUCUUCCAAGCCCCUGCAGUACCAGUGCUCUCUGCUGGGCUCGGACGCCCACUUCUUCUCUCUCCCAAGCGACUCUACUGUCACCAUUCCUCCUGGAGCCAGUGCUGAAGUCAGCGUCCACUUCUGCGGCAGCUCCCUGCGGCCAAUGGAGGCGCUCCUGCUGCUCACCUCCUGCUCUGCUAUUGGUCCACGCGGCGGCACUCUGGCCUUCGCCCUGAAGACCAAGCUCACCCACCUGAAGCCCACCAAGAUGGUCAGAUGCACGUCUCCCUGCUACCAGCUGAAACGCAUUCAGCUGCCAAUCACCAACCCCUUCCCCACAGACGCCUGCUUCAGAGUGCUGCUGAUGGAGGUCAGAUCUCCACCAGCGGAGCGUGACGAGAACACCAUCAGCCUCUUCCAGCAGGCCUCUGUAGACUGCAGUGUAUCGCCAGAGGAGUCAGACUCUGAAAGCAGAGGCACUGAGGCAGGGGAGUUCUUCAGCGCGGUGAAGAGCGUCUGUCUUAAGCCGGGCCAGGGGGACACGCUGGAGGUCAGCUUCCUGCCUCUGAGUCCUGGCCCCAAGCACUGCUCCCUGCUGCUGCUCUGCCCACACGUGGGAGAUAUGGUCUACAGUGUGAAGGCUGUGGCAGAGCUUCCUCUAUCGUGUCCUCUCACGGCCACGCCCACUGCUCACCUAGCCCCGCCCCCUGACACCCCUGACCGAGGAGAGCCGGCGCUGGGUCUGCGGUGCACGGCGGGGGAGGCGUGUGAGGUGACGCUGCUCGUGCCGCGGGUCAACCAGGCCCGCGAGACGGCCCUGGGCCUCUGGGCCCAGCACGGCAUGAGCCCCCACGAACGGAGGAGACGCCGGCUCACACACACCCUGGACGGCAGCAGUGUGAGGACAGCAGCCGCGCUAAGGAAAGCCACCGAGCAGCAGGCUGAUCGGAUCAGGGACGCGGCACACAGCGAGGGUCUGGAGUACAGCGUGGAGGUGUCCAUGCCCGACCACUUCCACCUCCCUCACACCGUUACCGUACCGCUGGGAGAGCACACCCUCGCAGAACGUGAACCAGAAUGGGAGUGUGUAAGAGUGCCGCUCGGCUUCCAGGCUGACGCCGCGGGCCGCUACAGGUGCCGGCUGGUGCUGAGGUCAUGGCUCGACACCAGAGUCUAUGAGCUGGACGUGCAGGUCACCGCACAGGGAGGACACGCCCACCUGGACUUCAGUUUGCCAGCUCACCAGUCAAUCACUCAAGGCAUCCCAUUGCACAACGAGACCAAACAGGCCUGGAGGUUGCGGGCUGUACUCAGUGGUUCUGGAUUCUGUGGCCCAGAGCGGCUUGACGUCCCAGCCGAGGAGAAGGCCUCCUACCCCCUGACCUUUAGACCUGCUGUGCAAUGCGUGGUCACGGGCAAGCUGUCGCUGUUGAACGAUUGUGACGACACGGAACACACGUUCACCCUCCGAGGAGUGGGACAGCGCCCCCUGCCGGUGGACCACGUGGUACUACACUGUCAAGUGGGGCAGGUCACCCGGACAGAGCUACGAGUCCCAAACUUCAGGCGGCACAAGAUCACCCUGCAGGUGGUCACCGACCUGGCCAUUGCGAGCGGCAGUAACUCCUUGGAGAUUAUGCCAUGUCGGACCGCCGCCUACACUCUGGCCAUGACCCCGUGGAAACGAGGACGGACCUCAGGGAGUGUGUCGUUCGUCGCGACGGAGAAAGGGGAGGAGCCAGUGAACAACCCCGGGGACGUCUUCAGACCCUACGAGGUGUAUUUCUCCUUAGAGAUAUCCAGCAAGCCCCCUUCUCCCCUGGACAUCCUGAAUAUACAGAGCUCUGUUCUGGGGUCCUCGAUGGUGGAGCUGGCGGUCCGUCACCCCGCUGGGGGGGAGGUGGAUGUGGCCCUGGAGGGGGAGGGGCUGAGUGGGGAGCAGCGGGCCACGCCCCCCCCGCAGGGAACCCUCCUCUACAGGGUGACCUUCACGCCGGUCCGAGAGGGACGCAUGACCGGCAGUGUGGUGUUUCAGUCAGAGUCUCUGGGCGAGUUGUGGUACCAGCUGGAGCUGGUCGCUGUGAGUCCCCCUCCUUCCACACUGCCCCCCCUACACUGUGAGGUUGGGAGGUGGGUCAGACAGACCAUCGUCCUGGCGAACCCCACAGCAGAGUCUCUGGAGCUGAAGGUCGCUAACAGCAACCCCAAGAACUACAAGCUGGAGACGGAUGGGAGACACACCAUCUUGGUUGCACCACAGUCGAGCAGCAUGCUGGGUGUCCGUUUCAGACCCUCCUACCUGGGAGACCACAGAGCGCGGAUCACCUUCAGCUGCCCCCAGAUAUCAGCGUGGUGUUUCUUGUUGAGUGGGUGUGGCUUCCAGCCGGUGAGCAUCUCCUCCGUGAUUGGUUCCCAUGCCUUGGUCAACAUUCCCUUCUCCAAUCCCACGGAGCACCCAGCCCUGCUCAGCAUAUCACUCACAGAUGAGGACCCGGGUGGGGCCACCAGCGGCCAAGCAGUUAAAAGAGACAAGCAGGUGUUCUGGGUCCCUCUCAGACGUACCCAAGGCUUGCGGGUCGGGGCCGGGGCCUGUUUGGACGUCCCGGUGGUGUUCGCCCCCGAGACCAUGAAACCGCAGCAGGCCUGGCUCUACAUCACCCUGCAGCCCCUCCUCCAGGACCCGGAGCCCAGCAAAGCGUCCCACCAGCCCGAAACCGACGGCACAAGGUGGGGGGAUGUUGAUGAAACCCAAACCCAAAUCAACCAAAGAUUAAUUUGGUUAUUUUACUCUUUAAAAGUCUUUGGCAUCAAAGGCAAAAGCUGA